Messenger RNA from Funneliformis geosporum, 148 nucleotides. NCBI's taxonomy places the organism in Eukaryota, Fungi, Glomeromycota, Glomeromycetes, Glomerales, Glomeraceae. The record is from the annotation of a GenBank genome assembly.
UUUAAUCGAGAUUUGUAAUACAUCAAUCACAAUGGACACAAUGGACAAUGUAAUGGACACAAUGGAAAAGUGUCCAUUGUAUAUGUCCAUUGCCAACACUGGAUCAGCCGAGCCGGACUCGCGAAUUUAUACACGACACGCUAUUUAG